Pseudopodoces humilis (Tibetan ground-tit) is the source of this 531-nucleotide messenger RNA. RefSeq names its product cellular retinoic acid binding protein 2 (gene CRABP2). Gene Ontology annotation, molecular function: lipid binding. Lineage: Eukaryota; Metazoa; Chordata; Aves; Passeriformes; Paridae. The record is from RefSeq and is a predicted model, not a curated record.
GGUGCAGCGGAUCCCUCGAACCGCUUCUUCCCCCCUCGGUCCCCUCCCUGCGCCCCCCACGCCGGCAGCCGCGAUGCCAAACUUCUCCGGGAACUGGAAGAUGAAGAGCUCGGAAAACUUCGAGGAGCUGCUGAAGGCGCUGGGCGUGAACAUGAUGCUGCGGAAGAUCGCGGUGGCGGCGGCAGCGAAGCCGGCGGUGGAGAUCCGGCAGGACGGGGAGAGCUUCUACAUCCGCACCUCGACCCCCGUGCGCACCACCGAGAUCCGCUUCAGGGUGGGCGAGGAGUUCGAGGAGCAGACGGUGGAUGGGCGGCCCUGCAAGAGCUUGGCCAGGUGGGAGAGCGAAAACAAGAUGGUGUGUGAGCAGCGGCUGCUCAAGGGCGACGGGCCCAAGACGGGCUGGUCCCGGGAGAUGACCAACGACGGGGAGCUCAUCCUGACCAUGACGGCCGACGAUGUUGUCUGCACCAGGGUCUACAUCCGGGAGUGACCCCCCCGCUCAGCUGACACCCCCCACCCCCCGUAUCCCCC